Messenger RNA from Mesocricetus auratus (golden hamster), 3200 nucleotides. Its product is annotated as nascent polypeptide-associated complex subunit alpha, muscle-specific form-like. The record is from RefSeq and is a predicted model, not a curated record. The transcript has a single exon. NCBI's taxonomy places the organism in Eukaryota, Metazoa, Chordata, Mammalia, Rodentia, Cricetidae. Bases 1 to 3063 code for a protein of 1020 amino acids.
AUGGUUCUACCGCUGAGGCAUCUUGUCCAUCUGAGAGGUCUGUCAUUCCCCCCCCUUCCUUCCGUCCAGGCAGGACUCUUUCCCUCCAGACAUGAGCUGCUUGCUGACUCUGUGGCAGCUCUGUCAGUGAGGGCUCCAGCUUCUGCCCCAGCUCCGCCUCUUGGCAAAGGCACCUCUGCUCUUACUGGUGGACUCUGCGGCCCUCCCAGCUCCUCAGCUGUAGCUACUACUCCAUUAUGUCCUACAGCGUCUCUCACUCCCAAAGGUUCUAAUGCCACCCAGCAGCCUUUGGUGACUCAGAUUCCUGCUUCUCAAAACACUGUCUUAAAAGAAAUUCCCGUCUCAGGUGUUGGAGCCGAGCAGCCUGCUGUGGAUGACUCCUCCUCCCUUUCUCUUGCCCCUUGCGUGUCUCCUCCAGUUUCAUCGGAUGAAGACCCAACCUCCCCUACUGUCUCAUCUGUAGCACCUGCUGCUCACGAGCAGUUUCCUGCUCCUCCGCUAUCAGCUACUCUAGGUGUACCGGUUUCUCUGCCGGCCACUGAAGACCUGAAAAAUCUCCCUGCUCCAGUAUUGAUAAAUGUAGGUGCCCCUGUUUCUCCACCCCAGGCAGGACACCCUGCCAGAAGAGACCCCACUCUGCUGCCCUUGUCCCUGAUAGCGCAUACAGAGUCUUCCUCUCCUCAGAGUGCGUCUUCUGUGGAGGAGUGUGCCCCUCUAGUGAAGAUGGCUGUUGCUAGGAGUUCUUCCCCAGGAGCUGACACCUCAGCUGCGAUUGUCAGGACGGGCCCUGCCAGCCUGCCUCCCAAACACUCUGUCACUGUCCCAGCAGUGGCUCCGGGUCUCUUAGAGUCUUGUGGUCCUGAAGAGCUGUCUUCCAGAACUGCCCGAGGAACCUCUCCUGCGGCGUCCACUACUGCCACCUCAGCUCUGAUUCCUCUAGCCUCUGAAGGCUGUCCUCUGGCUCCAUCUUUGGCUUUUACCCCCCAAAAUGGUUCUGUUUCUAUGACUGCUGUGGCAUUGGCCCCUGAGAUUUCCAAGUCUGUUUCCUUUCCUGCCUCUCCCCCGACUGGGAUUUCUUUUUCUGGUGCAAAGGAAGGUGAUGGUCUUUCCUCUGUGGCAUCUCUGCCCUCGUUUCCUGAAGGGCACCCUGAAGAUUCUGGUGCUCAUCCAGCUAGUUUUCCAUCUUUAGAGACUGAUGUCUCUCCUCGGACAAAAGGGCCUUCCCCUAAGAAGAGCUCUGCUCUGCCAGGUGUUUCUCCUGCGGGUCUGUUGUCUCCUCUUUCUACACCUGAGCCUUCCUUCCUUCCUGGGGCUAGUCCUUCUCCCAUUCCUCCGUCCUCCAAGGGGGCCCCUGUUGCCCCGACAGAGACUUCUGUGUCCCCCCAAAAGGCCCCAGCAACCUCAUUCCUCAAAGAUGCCCCCACUGUCCCAGCAGAAAUUCCUCUUUUUCUCCAAAAGACCAUAGACUCUACAGCUUCCAAACUGGACUUGGUAACCCGGCCCCCCAAUGUGCCCCCUGUUGUACCAGAUAUGACUCCCUUGUCUCCCAAAAAAACGCCAGCAGCUCCAGUUCCCAAAGAUACUUCAGCAACCCUGUCACUUGAGAGUGGCCCAGCUGCGACUAAUUUACCUCCCCAAAAGGCCCCUACAGCCCCAUCUCCUACUGGAACCCCCAUUGCUCCUACUGAUAGUUACCCCUCCCUCGAAAAUGCACCAGCAACUGCAACCCCCAAAGAGACUUUAGUAGCCUCACCUCCCAAAGUUGCCACAACUAUCCCAGCUGUGUCUUCUCCCUCCUCAGAAAAGACUCCAAAAUCAAUAUCCCCUAAGGGCACCCCAGAUAAGCCCUCCAAAAAGGCACCUGUAGCUUCCAAAGUGUCAGCACCCAAGUUCCCCACAGAGGCUCCAUGUGUACCUCCCUCCCCACCAAAGCCUACAGCAAUUGAAGCAAUCAGUGAGCCUCUAACAGGCCCGGAUUCCCCCAAAGGUGCUCCUGCUGCCCUAGCUGAGGGUCCUUCCUUCCCUACAAGGGCUCCCAAAACUGCAGCCCCCAAAGAAACUCCACCCGAAGGGGUCACAGCUGUGCCACUAGAAAUAUCCCCCUCCCCAAAAAAGACCUCAAAAACCAUAGCCUCUGAUGAAUGUGCAACCUCAUCUUCCAAAAGGUCCCCCGGAAGUACAGCCCCCAAAGAAACUCCAACCCCUGCAGACAGGGUAACCACUACAUCAUUGGAGAUUCUUCCUGCCCCUAAAAAGGCCCCCAAAACUGCAGCUCCCAAAGAAACUCUAGCAACCCCAACUGUAGGGGUCACAGCUGUGCCACUGGAGGUUUCUCCCGCACCCAAAAAGGCCUCAAAAACUGCAGCCCCCAAGGAAAACUCAGCCCCAUCCCCAAAAAAGUCCCCCAAGACUCCCAAAGAAACUCCAACCCCACCUUCGAAAGGGGUCACCACUGUUCCCCUGGAGAUUCCUCCCCCCCUAAAGGCUCCCAAAACUGCAGCCCAGAAACAGGUUUCUGUGACCCCAUCUCCCAAAGAUGCCCCUGCUACCUUAGCUGAGAGUCCUGCCUCCCUUAAAACUGCAGCUCCCAAAGAAGCUCCAGCAACCCCAUCUCCCGAAGGCAACACAGCUAUGCCACUACAGAUUGCUCCCUCACCCAAAAAGGCCCCCAAAGAAAAUUCAGCAAAGUCAUCCCCCAAAAAGCCACCCAAAACUGCAACCCCCAAAGAACCUCCAAUCACAUCUUCUGAAGGGGUCACCACUGCACCUCUGGAAAUUUCUUCCCCCAGAAAGGCCCCCAAAACUGAAGCUCCCAAAGAAACUCCAGCAGCUCCAUCUCCCAAAGGCAGUCCAGCUGUGCCACUAGAGAUUGCUCCCUCCCCCAAAAAGACCUCAAAAACAGCAGCCCCCAAGGAAACUUCAGCACUGUCACCCCCCAAAAGAUCCCCCAAAACUGCAGCCCCCAAAGAAACUUCAACUCAAUCUUCUGAAGGGGUCACAACUGCAACACAACAGGAGAUUCCUCCUUCCCCCCAACUGCAGCCCCCAAACAGGUUCCUAUGAACCCAUCUCCUAAAGGUGCCCCUGCUACCUUAGCUGAGAGUCCUGCCUCCCCAAAAAAGGCCCCCAAAGAAACCUUGGCAACUCCAUGCCCCCAAAGGACCUCCAAAACAGCAGCCCCCAAGGAAACUCCAGCAACC